Molecule: messenger RNA, 4613 nt
Organism: Pecten maximus
Lineage: Eukaryota; Metazoa; Mollusca; Bivalvia; Pectinida; Pectinidae
Product: armadillo repeat-containing protein 2-like
Exons: 21
Coding region: 180-2804 (874 amino acids)
Biological process (GO): cilium organization
Molecular function (GO): protein binding
Source: RefSeq, a predicted model, not a curated record
CACAAUUUCUGCGCAUGUCUGUGGUUGUGAACUUAUACAUUCCAAAGAGAAGCAUAAAACACAACCUGCGAUCAAGAAGCGUUCAUAAUCUCUGGAAAUGCGAUCGAAGAUUCCAACGAUCAAUUCGGUGGUCUGCUAGAGUAUGAAUAUGUACCCGUUGAAUUGGUACCAUAGAUAGCAUGAUGGACCAAGCUACAAAACGUAACAAAGGGGACCGACCUUUUUACCAGCCACCCGAGAAUAUACCUACAAGUGCUGAAAUAGUCAACGAUGCAAGACAAUCAAUUGGUCGUCCUUUGCAAGUUGUGAAGACAAAACGACCAUUCACUCCACGUGAAGAUAGGAGGUCAUUGUUUGGACCAACUAGUACCAGAAACCCAGAAACUAGGCCACCAAGUGCCUUUAGUCUUACAUCACGGCAUUUUGAUGGAGUGGACUCGAGACCUGCAUCUGGUACUAAGCUCAGCCCUCUUCCCCAUAGACCAAGUUGCACAUCUAUCAAUGAAGAACAAACACCACGCCUGCCCACAGAACCUGAUGUUGAGGUUCUCCUUCCCCCGAAACCCCCUACUGACCCCAACAAGGCAAGUAGGAAGGUACCUCGGGCCCGUGUCAUCCACAGCAACAGUGUAGAUGCUUCCAGUCCUGAGUCCCUAGGGAUCAACAAAAGUGGUUCACUCACUGACCUGUCAAAACAGACAGAGGGCAGUACCACUGACUCCAACCGUAGGACUCACAGUGGGCCUAAGGAGAGAACACCUAUCCCCAAGGAAGAGCGUGGAGAGGGCGAUGGUAAAGAGAUGCCCCAUAGGGCCCCUAGUCAGGCUUCAGUUAGGAGUCCUCCCAGGAGUGCCAGCAGCAGAGAGGUGGAGAGUAGAGCCAGCAGUGGAGGUACUAAGAGGACAUCUAGUGCAGGAAGCACAGGGCGAGGAGGCAGUGCAGGUAAACGGGAUGCUGAGGAGUCACAGGAGGAGACAAUGUUUUAUACCCAGAACAUUGCCCCACGCCUGGAGGAGCUGGUUCACCUGGGUAAAAAACGAGAAGGGGAGAAGCUAUGCGAGUGUGCUGACAGUUUAUACAAGUUACUACAGAGGGAGAACUUGCUCGGUAAAAAUUGUAAACAACGUUCCACCAUUCUCAAGUCUGUGUUCAAAUUGCUUGACCUGGAGGAGCCCAAAGUCCUACUAAGAGUGGCAAGACUCAUUCUCGCUUUCCGUGUGAGUGGUAACAACCUUUUAAAUGUGUGUAAACUAGUUUUUAAAGUGAGUCGUAAUGAAAAGAACGACCCAGAAUUUCUACGAGGAAAUAUAUUAGAGUUGUUGUCAAAGACGUUGAGUUGUACUGACCACACAUCGUCGUGUGAAGCCCUGAUAUAUUGUGUGGGUGCCAUCAAGUUCCUGACUGGGAACACCACCAUCGUCAAACAGUUGGUCAAAGAGAACUGUAUAGAAGGCCUGGGCCAGCUGUUGGAUGGCAUCAACAAAACGAAUAGAGAAAAUGGAAAAGUUAAUGAACAACUUGGACAUAUUCUUGUACAGCUAACUGCAGCCUUAAGAAACUUAGCAGAUGCCAACUCCAGUCGCGAGAAGUUCCUCAACUGUCAUAUUGUGGAGGGCCUAUGUACUGUUGUGGAUACAUAUGCUGUUGAUGGAGACCUCAUGCUCAACAUAUCGCGUAUAUUUAGUAAGAUCACCUUACACACAGACUGUUGUACUGUCCUCGCAGACCAGCCGUCCUCAUACAAGUCUUUCAUCCAUUUGCUCAACAAACAUCUCCAGAAAUCAGAUAUGGUUGUACGUGUGUGUUUUGUACUGGGGAACAUAACUGCCAAAAAUGACGAGGCACGAGUGCGACUGUUCCAGGAGAAUAAAGCCUUUGAUGUAUUGCUGUCAGUAUUAAAACUUUACCUAGAGAUGGAUCUCAAGGCACAAGGAAAGGAAGAGAAAUCAGACGACGGGGAGAGAGGCAAUAAACUUAAUAAAAGGGAAGAUGUCAUGAUCAAGGUGGUCCGAGUUAUUGCCAACCUGUCAAUCAAUGAGACUGUAGGUCCACUCAUAGCUUCCAAUGCACAGUGUAUAGAUCUUCUACUCAGCAUUCUAGAGUACAAGGAUAUACCAACUAGUGAGGAGCUGGUCCUUAACACAGUGGCCACUAUCAACAAUCUGUCCUACUACAGCGUCAAGACUAGCAUCAUCAGCCAACAGCAGAUGAGGGUUAUUGAAGCACUGUUAAAGCUAGUUCUGGCAGACAACAUGGAGGGCAUGAUUGAGGCAUCACGUGUGUUUGGUAACCUUACACGACAGAAGACAGUCCGUGACUUUCUUGUACAGCACAAGGUCGAUCAGAUGAUGGUGACAAUGUUGGACUCGGGAAACCGUGAGGUAGUAUACAUCUCUUGUGGUGUCCUCAUCAACUUCAUGGUGGACGAAGAAAAACGCCCAGCCCUCAAAAAGGAGGGAGGAGUCAAAAAACUGAUCGAGGUGUUAAGAGACUUUGGACGGACGGACUGGGAGCUGGCCAGUUUGGUCUGUCAGAUACUUUGGAAUUACAGUGGAAAAAUCACCAGUACCAAUGCCUGUUUCGGGGAGCAGGAAGCCCAGGACCUGCUUGACUUACUCAUUGAAUACACAGACCAAGACUCGGCUUUGGACUCUUCCUUUAAAGAUGAGGAGACGGACGAGGAAAUGAAGAAGUACUACUAUGAGACAUGGCGUGAAUUUUAUCCUGUGGCUGAGCAGCUAUUGCAUCGCCUGGAAACACACCAAUCAGACUUUGAACCACUGGAGAAUCCUGGGGCUCCAUGAACAUGGAGGCAAAUGAUGAUGGGAUUGUGAGCUCUACUACGGAGACUCUGUAAGGGUGAACAAACUGAGGACCUUCCAGCAGGGAACCUCGGCAUAACCAGCUUCAUGUUCUAGCUUUGCGGUGAUAGCCUAGUGCUGUGUAGAUGUCUGCCAGGCGUAAUGAGUACAAACAUGCUGGUAUGUUUGGCUCGGUCUCAUAAGGAAUGCUAGAACUGCUGAACAGUGUCCUUGGUCAUAUCUGGAACAUUCAUUGAACUACAGAAAGAUGUAGGAUUGCUGGAAUAAUGCCUAUAAAAUGCCUAUAACGAGUUUGAGAGUGAGCCUAGCUGUUGUAUUCAAUCAUGGACAGCCUGUUCAGUGAUGGACAGUUCAGUGAUGAUGUUUUCAUGAAUGAUGGACAGAAUCAUGGAUCUAUUGAUACUCAGUAGACCUUAAUAUCAUUCCAACAAAUCUGUGAUAAGAUGGCUCGAGUGGAAUUCAUUUUCAGAAAUUGCUAGGGGGAAAUCCCUGCCAAUAAUAUUAAAAGCAUUCAACAGAAUUCCUGAUAAUCUUGAAACAUUCUUACCUAAAGAAUAGCUUAAGAUAUUUGAUACUUUAAAGAAAAUCAAGUCGUCAUAAUAACCGAAAUUCAAGUAGAGCUUGUAUACUUAUUAUACAUAACUUGUCUAGAAAUCUCAGGUUUGCUAAAAUCUUUAUGUGGUGUUGUUUUAUAUGAAUCCGUCCAUGGUAGUGAUUUGUCUCAAAGACACCACAUGUUUUAUGCUUUAUAUUUCUAACUAAGUCAUCUACUCUCCAGAGUCAGACGUGCAGUGUAAAGACCAGAUAAUAAUGUACUCCUGUGUAGAUUAUGAUAAUGUUCAGUGACCCAUGUAAUUUAGGAUGUGUGAAGAGAGUGGGAUAUGUUAACAGGAGAAUGUAGGUUUUUUACUAGAGAGUGUAUAUGCUUGUUGCCUGAAGAGUGUAUGUGGAGCAAGUAAGGAGUGUGAGCAGGUUUUAACUAUUACCUAUACUGUAUGAAACCAGUGGAAAGUUAUAUAUAUAUACAGUAUUGUUAUAUAUAAAUGAUGUAUAACUUCCAUUUUCACUUUGACAUGUUGAUUGUACAUAGAGUACUAUUUAUUUGUUUGUUGUGUUGAUGAGAUCCCUAAUCACACAUACACCUGUGUGCUGCACCAUUUCUAUUACCACUAUAUUACCCAUCAGUUUUGUUUGCUCCAUGCAUGCUUCUCAGUCUCACUAGUGCCCCUUAACAAUCUGUGAAUGUUCCACUAUCUACCCUUAACUUUAUCAAAUAUCCAUGACCUUCCCUAAAUCCCUACUAUACACUAUAAAUUUUAAAGGGCAUAAUCAUUUAACAAGACAAUCUUGAUAAAUACUACCAUUUAUAGAAAAAUCUCCAUGGUAGUGUAACACUACAUUUACUUGGUAAUACUACAUGUUAUCUAUAUGAUGGGAGUGACCUACUUAUAUCUGCGAUAUAAGAUCUAGAUAAACCAUAAAAGCAUGUAUGUGACCACAUCUGAAAACUCCGUCCAGUAUUAUUUGUAUGUGUCCUAUUUAUUUACAUUGUGCAUAGGCAUCUGCUUCUGGUUAGUAUUGAUAGAAAAAAAAAUCUGAUCCCCUACUCCUACUCUAUCAACAGAUGUAACACUUGAAUAUCUACGAUGCAUCGACUGUGGAAUGGAAGUAGACUUGAUUGGUCGACAAUUAUAGUUUAUAAUGUUUAUAGAGCUGUUGACCAAUCAUACCGCUCUAAAAUAUACAGACUACUUCCGCCACUGUCGAUGCAUCAUCAGCUAUCGUGAUCGC